AUUAGACGCCUUUACCUGUCCGUCACGUGACCAGAACACCUCCGCGCCCACUUCCGCAGCUGCAGCCUGCCCCCUAAACGCGUCGUUUCCAGUUGUUAUUUUCGGGACAGGAGGCGAGACCGGUCCGGCAGGUUUGUGUGGACUAAACCAGGUGAGGCAGCGGGAGAAGAAGGGCGGGGAGCCGCUGCCUGAGACUGCACAAUCAGGAAGAAGCUGACAACAUGGUGCGGUGACAGAGCGCUCCGGACACCGACUGAGAGCAGGAUUCACCUUUUUAAUACUAUUCUGACGAGGAAACGAAGAUAACUGACCCGCCAAGAUGAGUCGACGACGUGUCGACACCCGGAGCUCCCUGGGGCCUGAUGAUGAGGUCAUGCCAUACAGUGACGAUGAGACGGAUGACGAAUUGGAAGAGGAAAGCUCUGAAGGGGAAGAAGAGGCACCAGAAAGAGCACCGCAACCCCAAGUGGAGACAAGACCCACUGACGUCACCUGGAAAGUGAAAGCCAAUGACCGACCCUAUCACCAGCUGCCAGAGUUUAAGAAAAAAGUCUUUCUGUGUAUAAAGAAGAGCAAAUACUCUGGAAAUGCCAUUAAGACGUACAAGUACAAUUUCUUGACCUUUCUGCCCCUGAAUCUGUAUGAGCAGUUUAGGAGAGUAGCCAAUGUCUACUUCCUGGCUCUGCUCAUCCUACAGAUUAUUCCAGAGAUUUCUACUCUGCCCUGGUAUACUACUCUGAUUCCCCUGGUCAUCGUGCUUGGAAUCACCGCUAUCAAAGAUCUGGUGGACGAUCUGGCACGCCACAGGAUGGACAACGAGAUCAACAACAGGAAGUCUGAGGUUCUACUAAAUGGCAGGUUUCAAGAGGCCAAGUGGAGGGAAAUCCAGGUUGGAGAUGUGGUUCGUCUCAAGAAAAAUGACUUUAUUCCGGCUGACCUCCUGCUGUUGUCCAGCUCCAACCCAAACAGCCUGUGUUAUGUUGAAACAGCUGAACUCGACGGCGAAACCAACCUCAAGUUUAGGAUGGGACUUCGAGUGACUGAUGAAAGACUUCAGGAGGAUCAUCAGCUCGCUGACUUCAAUGCCCUGAUCGAGUGCGAGGAGCCAAACAACCGUCUUGACAAGUUUACGGGGAUGAUGCUGUGGGACAGGGAGCGCUACCCUUUGGAACUGGACAACAUGCUGCUCCGAGGUUGCAAGAUAAGAAACACUGACUGGUGUCAUGGGCUGGUCAUCUUUGCAGGAGGUGAUACCAAAAUCAUGAAAAAUGGUGGCAAGACGAGGUUCAAGAGGACCAAAAUUGAUGAACUGAUGAACUACAUGGUUUACACAAUCUUUGCACUGCUCAUCCUGGUGUCCGCGGGUUUGGCUAUUGGUCACACAUACUGGUAUGAGGCUAUCGGCACCAAGGCCUGGUAUCUGUUCGAUGGCAAAGAUCAGACCCCCGGCUACAGAGGCUUCCUUAGCUUCUGGGGAUACAUCAUCGUUCUCAACACCAUGGUGCCCAUUUCGCUCUAUGUCAGCGUGGAGGUGAUUCGUUUGGGCCAGAGUAAGUUCAUCAACUGGGACCUGCAGAUGUAUUUUGCAGAAAAAGACACCCCAGCUAAGUUAGUGAAGUUUCCCGAUGGCCGUAUUCGUCUCUACUGUAAAGGAGCAGACACUGUCAUUUACGAGCGUCUCUCCCCCAGCUCCAAACAUAAGGAAACCACCCAGACUGCUCUUGAUGUCUUUGCCAACGAGACCUUGCGGACACUGUGCUUGUGUUACAAAGACAUCAGCGCUGAAGAGUUCGAAGCCUGGUCCAGGAGACACAAAGAGGCCCAGGUGACCAUGAAUGACCGCGAAGCUGCCCUGGAUGCUGUGUAUGAGCAGAUCGAGAACAACCUGAUGCUAAUUGGAGCAACGGCUAUUGAGGAUAAACUACAGGAUGGAGUUCCAGAAACCAUUGCCAAGCUGGCUAAAGCAGACAUCAAGAUCUGGGUCCUGACUGGAGAUAAGAAAGAAACUGCAGAGAACAUCGGAUAUUCCUGUUCACUUCUGACAGACGACAUGGAGAUCCACUACGGAGAUGAUGUCAAUGAGAAGCUAACCAGACGUCAGGCCAGCAGAAGGGAUGACCCUCAAGCUUACCGUCGAGGCAAAAAGAAAACGGCUGAGCCUUUCUUUCCCGGAUCAAACAAAAAUGCUCUCAUCAUCACUGGAGGAUGGCUGAAUGAAAUUCUGUAUGAAAAGAAGAAGAAACGCCGUCGUCUGCGUCGUCUGCGUCUAAAGAGGCGUCAACCUCCAAGCAACCCUCAGGACGGACAGCCGAUGGAUGAUUGGGAGAAAGAGAUGAGACAGAUUGACUUUGUGGAUAUGGCUUGUGAAUGCGAGGCGGUCAUCUGCUGCCGUGUAACACCGAAACAAAAGGCUAAUGUGGUGAGUUUGGUGAAGAAGUACAAGAAGGCUGUGACACUGUCCAUCGGAGACGGAGCCAACGACGUCAAUAUGAUCAAAACUGCAGACAUCGGUGUCGGUAUCAGCGGUCAGGAGGGGAUGCAGGCCGUCAUGUCCAGCGACUACGCCUUUGCUCAGUUCCGUUACCUGCAGCGCCUCCUGCUGGUGCACGGGCGUUGGUCUUACAUCCGAAUGUGCAAGUUCCUGCGUUUCUUCUUCUUCAAGAACUUUGCCUUCACUCUGGUCCACUUCUGGUACUCCUUUUUCAACGGAUACUCCUCACAGAUCACCUUUGAAGACUGGUUUAUCACACUCUACAAUCUGGCUUACAGCAGCUUGCCUGUUCUACUUGUUGGACUUCUUGACCAGGAUGUCAACGACAGACUGAGUUUAAAAUUCCCCAAACUCUACAUUCCCGGUCAGCAGGGGACGUUGUUUAACUACAAAAACUUUUUCAUCAGCUUGUUCCACGGCAUCUUCGUCUCACUCAUCAUCUUCUUCAUACCUUAUGGAGCCUUCCUGCAAACCAUGGGGCAAGACGGAGAAGCCCCCUCAGACUAUCAGUCCUUUGCUGUCGUUGCUGCCUCGUCCUUGAUUUUUAUCGUGAAUCUGCAGAUCUCCUUGGAUACCUCCUACUGGACUUUUGUCAACUGCUUUGCAGUUCUGGGCAGCAUAGCCAUCUACUUUGGGGUCAUGUUUGACAUCCACAGUGCUGGGAUCCAUGUCAUCUUCCCCUCAGUUUUCACCUUCACAGGGGUAGCAUCAAAUGCUUUACGUCAGCCGUACCUGUGGUUAACAAUCAUCCUUACUGUGGGCAUCAGCCUUCUGCCUGUCAUCUGCAUCCAGUUUCUCUCUAAAACCAUCUGGCCCUCUGUAGGAGACAAGGUCCAGAGAAACAGAAAGAAAUACGAGAUGGAGCUGAAGGAAGACGACGAUAAGAAAAAGCCAGCGCCCUUCCAGCGAGGCCGGCGUUCCCGGCGAUCUGCAUACGCCUUCUCUCACGCCCAAGGCUACGCUGACCUUAUUGCAUCUGGGCAGAGCUUUCGACGGCGCCCACGGGCACAUGGUGGACCUCAAGAGAGCAUCAGGGAGAUUCCCCGGAGAGAGGCCGAAAACAUCUGAAGGGGCGGGUCUGAGUCUGAGACGGAGCAAAACUGCAGUAGGGGGAGCUGUAAAUAUUUGGGAGUGCAAAGAGCACUUAGUUAUUCUAUUGCAGUUUAAGAACAUUUUCCCUAUAAGGUAUUCUGAGCAUGCCAGAAGGGAAUAAAAGGAAAUGAGCUCUCCUGAAGUUUCUUAAAUGAAACUCUUCUAAAUAGUUUUUCGCUCCUGUCUGUGACCUAGACUCCCCGCCUCCAGAUGCACCUCUAUGCACAAACUUUGUUGAAAUACUAAAGCGAAAAAAGCUCACCGAAAACGACCGUCAUUAUGAGGUCUGAGGUCACGCAGCAUCUGUGUGACUGACAAUGUUAUUUAACUCAGGAUUUUAAAAGAGUUUUAUUUUUAGUCAGUUUAUCCCUGCUAAGUCUUUCUGUACUGUAACACUAAUAUAAUAAUUUUGAUUUUGAGUUUUAGCCUUGUGUCUACAGCACACUUGACAUAUUAGUGUUUUCGUUAAAAGUAUAAGAAUAAUAUUUAAUCUGUACUGCAUUAAGUCAGGCUAAAGCAUCGGUUAGUUUGAUUUCCAUCCGUUGACCUCCAAAGAUUUCCCUUCACAUUAAGCUAGUGGGCUAAAGUUAAACAAGUCAAGAUAUCAUCUUUUUAAUAUUUUAUUCUACAUAAUAGUGGGACGUUACUAUGCUAGGCAAUGCAGGGUGGUCAGAUGUUAUAAAGUGUGUCUUAAUUUAACAGUGAGAUGUGAAUGGUGAUCUUUUCUCCUCUGCAGCAUCAAACCAGGUAUACUUAAGAGUAAUCACUAAAUUAAGGUAGUUCAUGCUUGAAAUCUUUUAAAUACCUCUUUCCAAGUUGGAUCCUUGUUUUGUUCAGUGCCUUACAUAAAAAAAAACAAACCACACUUUCCUCCUCCAACAAUCUUCAGAGCUUACUUCAGAAAUAGAGCAAGGGUUGGUCGGUUUAUCUUCAUUUGAUUAACUUUUACUAGUUUGUACGUUGCUUUCUGUUUUUACAAAUUAUUCCAAGUUAACUUACAUGUUCUUUAGGUUCAAACAGGAGAAUUAUCUUAGUGUGAGUGGGUAUGUGUGUGUGUGUAUGUGUAUGUUUGUUUCAUUUUGUUUACAAUCAACCCAAAGAAAAGGUUUUUUUUCCAGUCCUCUAAUCAGGUUUAGAAUAUUGAGGAGCCAAGACUGAUGAUAGUUCCUGUUCUGACUGUUACUGUAUCUUUUUCAUGCUAGUGUUACUGUCCACAGAUGAUGUCUUUUUAUUCCUGAAUGAAUGGAACAGUCGAUCAGGACUGCUGUUAGGUAAAAGCAGCAGUAUGGUCUUUGAUGUAUGAUGGUGUUUUAUCAUGUGGUUGUUAAUAAAAGCCAAGGGCACACUUA
This is a messenger RNA of Pundamilia nyererei, 4932 nucleotides long. It is a transcript of the gene atp8b1, whose product is annotated as ATPase phospholipid transporting 8B1. The transcript has 26 exons. Gene Ontology annotation, biological process: phospholipid translocation; Golgi organization. Gene Ontology annotation, molecular function: ATPase-coupled intramembrane lipid carrier activity; ATP binding; ATP hydrolysis activity. Gene Ontology annotation, cellular component: trans-Golgi network; plasma membrane. NCBI's taxonomy places the organism in Eukaryota, Metazoa, Chordata, Actinopteri, Cichliformes, Cichlidae. The record is from RefSeq and is a predicted model, not a curated record. Bases 320 to 3559 code for a protein of 1079 amino acids.